AUGAACAUGACAUCCUCUUAUGAACUCGACGACGACGAUAAUGACGUGCCCGACAGUGAUGACUUGAAUGAAUUGUACGCUGCUUCUACCGCCGCGACUGCCUUCUCCGACGACCUGGACGCUAUCCACGCCGCCCAACGCGAGAACAAACGCGUCAGGCCCAUUCAGCGAAUCUGGCAAACGAACGACAUCUUCCGUAGCGACCCAGCCUCGUCUCCCGUCCAGAUGGCGAGUACAAUGCCCUCUUCCCCCCCGCUGUCCCCAUCACCCAAGAAACGCAAGCUUGGAGGCACCUUCACCGCGACGCAGCGACCUGCCAAAGCCCAGAAAGUGUACUACGGCAUAGACAUUCACCGACUGCUCGAAGAUGCCCAGGCAGAAGCGAGCGUACCAAAGGCUGCAUACCAAGCGCCCACGCCACCGGCUGAAUUACCAGCUCCAUCCACCAAGAAGUCAUCAUUGCUAUGGACCGAGAAGUACCGCGCCAAGAAGUUUACCGACCUCGUAGGCGACGAGAGGACACAUCGAGCAGUCAUGCAUUGGCUCAAGCGCUGGGAUCAGAUCGUCUUUCCUGGCUCUUAUCGACCGAAACCAAAGGCCAAGCAGGAUGAGGGUGCAUUUGAAGAGAAGCUGCAUCGCAAGAUCCUCAUGCUGACAGGCCCACCCGGGUUGGGAAAGACCACGUUAGCCCAUGUAUGUGCAAAGCAAGCUGGCUACGAAGUGCAAGAGAUCAACGCGAGUGAUGAGAGGAGCAGCACAGUUGUCAAGGGCCGCAUACGAGACAUGGUCGGUACAGAGAAUGUAAAGGGUGUAGACACGAAGACAGUAGAUGGGCGAACACGAAAAGCUGGUAAGCCGGUCUGCGUGGUGGUGGAUGAGGUCGAUGGAGUGGUUGGUGGCAGUGGCGGAAGCGGUGAAGGAGGUUUUGUGAAAGCGUUGAUCGAUCUCGUCACGCUUGACCAGAAGAACUCCAGUGCUCUAGGUACACUAUCGCAAGCACCAGCCAGGAAGAAGAAGGGUGACCGAUUCCGACUACUGCGGCCCCUUAUACUCGUCUGCAACGACGUAUACCAUCCAUCAUUGCGACCGCUACGACAAAGCAAUCUUGCCGAGAUCAUUCACGUUCGGAAAGCGCCCAUACAGACUAUCACGACCCGACUGCAGCAAGUCUUGCAAAAGGAGGGCGUACCCUGUGAGGGUGACGGUGUCCGCCGACUCUGUGAGGCGACAUGGGGUGUGUCGAAUCGCAAAGAGGAGCGCAAUGGCAAUGGAGCUGGCGAAGGAGAUAUGCGAGGUAUCAUGGUCGUCGGAGAGUGGGUUGCUGGAAAGCUGCGCAACACUGGCGAUGGUAGCGCUCGAUUAACACGUAAGUGGGUGGAAGAGCACGUCCUCAGCGACCUUCAACAUGGCGGCGGCGCAGCACGAGCACUGGGCCGAGGAGGACCGAAAGACAUUGUAGAGCGGGUCUUUCAAGAGGGCGCCGGGUUCCCAAAGUCUUCAGCAAGCGUGACGCCUCAGCAUAAUGCCGACAUCGCCACGGUCAAGGGCGUUGCAGAAGGACUUCGAAGAACAGCGACCGAGCGCUUGCGAGAGUUGGUGGAUACGCAUGGCGAGUCUGAUCGCAUCAUGACUGACUGCUUCUCCAUGUACCCAACACGCAACUUCCAGGACAAUGAUCUGCUGUCAAAGCCUGAUUCGGCAUACGAUUGGCUUCACUUCCAUGAUCGCCUGUCAAGCGCGGUCUUCAGCAGCAACGAGUGGGAGCUGGCGCCAUAUCUGAGCUCGCCAAUUCUAGCGUUCCAUCACCUCUUCGCUUCGCCGACAAGAGCACAAUACGAUCUGAAAGCUGGCGACGAGGACGAUCAAACCAUCGUACAUCCAUUCGCCGGACCCAGUGCAUCAUGGGCUGCGCAUGAAGCCGAAAAACAGAACGCCGCGCAUAUCCAGACUCUGCAGGCUGCACUUUCGCAUCCCUUGACUCGCCUCUACUGCUCGACGGCCGACAUUGCUACCGAACUUCAGCCUUACCUGUUCCGCAUGCUGUGCCCAAAUAUCAAUCCGAUCGUUGUUGGUGGCAGUGGUAAGGACAAGAGCAUCGCCUCUGUCCGCAAAGCUUCGGAGCAGACACUUGUGAAGCGAGCCGUGAACGCCAUGGGCGCCACUGGCGUGCGCUUCGACCGUGUCAAGGUCUCUCAGGACGAGGGCAUGUCCUUUGGUCCGCAGCAAUGGAUAUACCGUGUCGAACCACCUCUCGACACGCUUUGUACGUACGAGACAGGCGGCAAAGGCUUCGGCGAUAGCGGCGGCAGGACUCGAUAUGCCGUUCGCCAAGUAAUCGAGCAAGAAUGGAAGAAAGAAGAAGCGCGACUCAAUGAUGAAAGUCGACUCGCAAGAUUUGGCGUCGUUACCAGUGACACUGCACCUGCGAAGCGUGGCGGGAUAGAUGAGCUCGAGGCUCCCAGGAAACGCAUAGCUCGCGACUUCUUUGGCAGGCCCAUAGCGGUUCCUGCUGGAGGCGCUGUCGUGCCACAGAAGGAAAAGAAGUCGGGUUUGACGGUUUGGGUAACGUACCACGAAGGCUUCUCCAAUGCUGUGCGAAAGCCUAUAACACUGAAGGAACUGAUGCAAGGUCUGUAG
Messenger RNA from Fulvia fulva, 2637 nucleotides. Its product is annotated as Chromosome transmission fidelity protein 18. The transcript has a single exon. The coding region runs from base 1 to 2637 and encodes 878 amino acids. Gene Ontology annotation, molecular function: DNA binding; ATP hydrolysis activity; ATP binding. The record is from RefSeq and is a predicted model, not a curated record. Gene Ontology annotation, cellular component: nucleus. NCBI's taxonomy places the organism in Eukaryota, Fungi, Ascomycota, Dothideomycetes, Mycosphaerellales, Mycosphaerellaceae.